AGCGCAACAACAACAGACAACCACCAUGCCAAAGCACCCACCAGACGUGUACAUCUCGCACUGUGUCGGACGUAGGGAAGCGUUGAAGGAGAGCAUUGCACUGAAGGCGGGACUGGAGAGCAGAGGGGUGUCAGCGUUUACGUGUGACAAGGAGCCUGUCGACGCUGGUCCAGAUGAUGUGAUUGAAGCCAUCGUCGGGUGCGAGUUAGUCGUGAUCCUGGGCACCCGCAGUUAUGGGGAGAAGACAAUGCACGCGUUCAACUCCCACGAGGAGCUCGACUUCAUCAUCAGCGAGAAGAAGCCCUUCUUCCUCGUCAAGAUGUGCGACAGGUUCGAGCACGCCAAGCCAAGGUUUUGGCUCCGGUCCACCCUCACCAACUACACAUGGCGGCCCGAUCGGGAGCGGUCACACCCACCACCACCAGCAGCCCUCCUUGACGCUAUCCUUACAAAGCUGCAAGCAAUAACAGAACCCGACAAAGGCCCCAAGAACACCACCAGCAGCAGCAAGAUAAGCAACGGCAACGGCGGCAGAAGCAGCAUUAGCAGCAGCAACAGCAGCAGAAAUAAAAAGGUUCACAGCAGUACCACCCAAGCACCCAUAUCCCAUGACACAGCAAGUGACGUGGCCAAGCUCGAACCGGUUUUUCUUACGGACCUUGACACUCCCUUUGCCAGCCACCAUCAUGAUGAUGGCGACGUCAUUGACGACGCGGAUGAAGACGGUGAUGGUGACGGUAAUGGUCAUGACGUCGCUGAGGAUACCAAACCCACCAGUCACCGCCCCCUUGCCACCGCCAGGAAAUCUGGGGCCACGACCACUGCGGGUCGCACGACCAUUGCGUCCGCAACCCGCCGCAGCAGCAGCGAUGGCAGUAAAGGCAGCAGUCGCAAGAAGGACAAUGCCAAGGCCCGCACCAGCAACAGCAAAGGCACCCGCACCAGCACCAGCAAAAACACCAGCACCAGCACCAGCACCAGCACCAGCAACAGCAACAGCACCAGCACCAGCACCAGCAAAAGCACCAGCAACAGCAGUGGCAGCCGACGCGGCAGUGCUGUGAGCCAGCAGCAGGCGCAGGGAAAGAGAAAGGCGAGCGGAUCAAAGCCAGCCCGCAGCACCCGCGCCCGCGUGUCUUCAUCUGCGUCUGCAUCCGCAUCUGCAUCGUCACCACCGCAGAAUGAGAUGACAGCCAGCGUCAAGGAGGCGGUUGACAAGCUGAGCACCAAAGGUGCAACCGCCAUGCCAAUACGCGACAUUGUUGCGCUGAUGAAGCGCUUCCCGACGUCGCGCCGGGUGCUGAGUGAGGCGAGCCAGGCGCUGGCUGCACAGACCUGCUUGAACGCGGCAACGCGAGCAGAGGCGGGCGCGGCGGGGACGGUUGAUGUGAUUGUGGCGACGAUGAAGCGAUACAGCAAGGACGAUCGCGUACUGGAGGACAUGUGCAACGUGCUGAAGAUCAUUGUGUGGCACAACACGGACAACAAGAAGAGGGCUGUUGCGCUCGGUGGCGUAGACCUGGUGCUGAACGCAAUGAAGCUGCGCAUCCACAACGCCAAAUUACAGGCCAACGCGUGCGGGGUGCUGCGGAGCAUCGCCUGUGACGACGACUCGAGAAGAGACAUUGCAGCCAAGGGCGGGAUUGAGCUGGUGGUGGCGGCGAUGGCGCGACACAUUGGCAACGAAGAGGUGCAGGAGAACGGCAACAGCGCGCUGUGCCACAUCCCCUACCAGUUUGACGAGAACAUGCCCAAGGUGGCAGCCAAGGGCGGCAUUGAGGCCCUGCUCAACGGCAUGAAUAGACACAAGGGCAGCGUGGCUGUGCAGCAGAGCGGGUGCGGGGCGCUGGUGAUGCUGGGGCUGAACGAGGUGAGCAAGGCGAGGAUUGCCGCUGCUGGCGGUAUUGAGACGGUCAUGACGGCGCUCACGCAGCACAGCAGCAACGCGGCCAUCCAGGAGAAUGCGUGCGGCGUGCUGGCAAACCUGGCGUUCAACAACCCCGAGAAUGUGGAGCAGAUUGUGGCGCACGGCGGCAUUGAGACGGUCCUUGCAACGAUGAGGAAGCACCAUGCGGACGAGCGGGUGCAGGAGGCGGCGUGCGCGGUGCUGUGGAACCUGACCGACAACAACGAGGACAACGUGAACGACAUUGCGGCUGAGGGCGGGAUUGACGCCCUGCUGAAGGCGAUGGCAAAUCACCCCAAGCACCCGGGCGUGCAGGAGAACGCGUGCGGGGCGCUGGCGUUCCUGACGCAGAACAGCACCGAACACCAGCAGCAGGUGGUGUGGAACAGCGGCAUCACCACCAUUAUCGGCGCCAUGCGGUUGCAUGCAAGCAUCGAGGACGUGCAAGAGCAGGCAUGCCGUGUGCUGCGCCAUCUCGCCAGCGACCCGUACAACACCGGCAUCAUUGCGUCACGUCGCGGUAUCCCUGCAAUCAUUGCGGCCAUGAAGAAAUUUCCCGAGAACGAGGCAAUCCAGGGGCAAGGGUGCGCUGUGCUUGCUGCGCUUGCCGUGGAUCGACAGCACCACGGUGCGAUGCGAGCCAAAGGUGUGGAUGUUGUCAUCAAGCGAGCGCUGCGCACCUUUAGGCGCGUCUCGGCCGUAUCACAGCCAGCCAACCUCCUCGCCCUCAGGCUUUCGGAGGAGUCGGAGGAGUAGCACGUGCGCGCAUGUGUGUAUGUGUGUGUGUGUUUUAUGCUGUGUUGUGUUGUGGCUGCGUCUUGUGUUGUGGCUGCGUCUUGUGUUGUGUUGUGUUGUGUUGUGUUGUGUUGUGUUGUGUUGUGUUGUGUUGUGCUGUGUUGUGCUGUGCGCU
Messenger RNA from Salpingoeca rosetta, 2816 nucleotides. RefSeq lists its product as uncharacterized. The coding region runs from base 26 to 2662 and encodes 878 amino acids. Lineage: Eukaryota; Choanoflagellata; Craspedida; Salpingoecidae. The record is from RefSeq and is a predicted model, not a curated record. The transcript has a single exon. Gene Ontology annotation, molecular function: protein binding.